Molecule: messenger RNA, 811 nt
Organism: Schistosoma turkestanicum
Lineage: Eukaryota; Metazoa; Platyhelminthes; Trematoda; Strigeidida; Schistosomatidae
Source: the annotation of a GenBank genome assembly
AGAAUCGAGCGCGAAGAAAUCAAACUGGUUUACACAAGCUCGUGUAAAAGAUGUUGGAUCCCAGUUAGUGAAAAAGAUAUUGGAUAUUGCAAGGUCAUAGUUUACGAACAAUAUUCAAAUGGAGACGAAACUUCUGAUGAAUUUAGCAAGAGCGUCAUCCAACCCAAAAGUAACAGCAGUCCAGUGUAUCGAUUCGGAUGGUCUUUGUAUUUCCUCCCACGGAACUGUUAAUGACCAUAUCACUGGAGUUCUCAGUAGCAUAUAUAAACAUGCAGCAGGUAUUGAAGAAAGCUCCAAAUCCCCAGUCUUAGUAAUUGAGUUUGAGUCAAAGUCAAGUAUUUUGUGUGAAGCAUACGGGGUUCUAACUGCUGUUCACAAGAAUCAGUGAUGCUCCACUAAAAAUUACCUGGUGACAACUGCCCGUCAGACUUCAGAGCCUUUCGAAACAUCCAUAAUUCCAGCAUAUAUAAGGCUUCUCGGCAAAUUCCCGGCUAUCAUCAUUGUGUAAAUUUUCUAAAAUUGACUCAUUUUAUCCAGUUCAAUCAUAAGUUAUCAUGCACCUUUCCGAAAUUAUUUGGAUAAGUUAGUUACUGGAUUUAUGUAUUGCAACAGUGAUAUGUUCUUCCUAAUUUUUUUAAAUUUUAAUGAAGACGCUCGUAAACCUGUAGAAUCUAAUUGUUUUGAAUAACUAACAAACAAUUUGAUAGAUUAAUAUUUUGGACUUAAUUAUACGUAACAGCCUUCAGCAUUCGCCUACUCUUGCUACUCGAGAUAUGUAGUUCAAUUUAGCGUUGGGAAACUUUAUCUCCGC